AUGAAAAGUAUAUCAUAAAUUGUCUUGUCCUAGCUAGGUUGUCCUUAAAAUUGUGCUAAAUGUGAUCAAUUGAAUAACUGCAUCUAAUGCAUCUAGGGUUACUAGCUCUAAGCAGGUUAAAAUAUAUGUAAUCCAAUUUGCUAAUAUGGAUAGUAUUAUAAUCCUUAAUCUUAGACAUGUGUUUCAGUAUGCCCGUAUCAGUAUUUUAAUCAAGAUUCAUCACAAUCUUGCGUUUAGUUUACUCAAUGUCCUACUCUCAGCACUCUAGGUUAAGCAUACUACGACUAAUUCAAUUAAGCUAUUUAAUUAGAUAAUUUUCUUUAUACGAUAGGAAAUAACUUUGCGCAGAAUGACUAUUCUAUAAAAAUAUUUGAUACUGCCAACGAUUGCCAAUUUUAAGGAACAUUAACUGGACAUUUAUCUUCAGUAUUAUCUAUAGUUAAUUUUUAAGAUAUUGAUAAUUAAUCAAGCCAAAAAACCACAAAUAUAUUUUCUCUUUCUGCCAAUGAUCUUAUUAAAUGGGAUAUACAACAAGGAAAGUUAGUGAAUCAAGCUAAGUUUGGGUUAAAUUACUAUGCACCUUCAAAACCAUAUAUUGACAGUUAGGUUGUUUUAUUGCAAUAAAAUACAACUUACUUUGGAUCAUUUUAAUAUCAAUAAUAUUUCAAUAAUCCAGUUAGUUUAAGCGCUUAUAUAACAAUGUACUAACUUGUUCACUAGCUAAAUAUAAUUGGUUAUGCUCAAGAUUAAUCAGGAAUUCUUUAUAGCUAUUCAACAAUGGAACUUGUCAAAUAUAAUUCUUAAUAUCAAGGCUAAUUAAUUUGUUCUUUUAAUUAGAAUGUUUAGUAAGUGUAGUCUGUAGAUUCAAGUUUUUUAAUAAUUUUAUUUUAGUCUUCUUUUAACUUGCAAACAUAUUACAGAGGUGAGUGUGAUGAUUUAACAAUUCAGUAAAAUGAAUAAAUUACUAAUUUUUAUAUUGUAGAUGACCAAAAUUAUAUAAUAUUAGUUGAAUUUUAUACACAAGCUAUUCUUUAUUAGGUUAAUGAAUACGAUAGCAUUUCAUCGAACAUCUAAUCACUAAUUAAUUAAAUUAUUGUAAAUAAAUAGCUAGGAAAUAUAAUAUUACUUGGAUAAGGACUUAGCUUUUUGGAAAUAGAUUUUUCCAAAAAUAUUGUCCUCAAAAAUAUAGUUAAAAAAAAUAUUUCUCAAACUAAAACAGAACAUACAAAUAGCGUAAUAGGCUUUGUUAGUGAUGCCAAUAAUAAUAGAUUUAUUUCUUAUAGUUUAGAUGGUUCCUUCAUCAUAUGGUAAGAGACUGUAGAUUAAUUUAGUGGAUUAAUAAAGGUUAGGUUCGUCUUAUAGUAAUUUCACCCAAUUUGUGCCUCCAGUAUUUCUUCGUUUUGUCCAUACUAAAUGUAGUCAUUAGAAUUAGCUUAAAGUAAUUUACUGAUAGCUUAGUAUGUUAAUGAUAAUCGCGUAUACUUAUUUAAUUAUUAAUAUGAUGCUGUUUGGUUAAAUAAUACAUAUAAUCUUACUGAUCCUACUCUUAAGCUAAAUAAUUAUCACUUUUUAAAGAAAAACUUGACUCUUACCUUAUGUAAUGCCAAACAAAUAGCUGCUUUUAAUAUAUCAACAGCAAGUAUUAUUUACAACAAAUUACAAAUAAAUUAACCAUAUUUGUAUGGAGCGAUAGAUUUUUAGCCAACAAUAAAUGGUGCCAAAAUAGGUAAUUAUCUUAUUUAUAUUAUACAGUAAACUAGUUCCUUAUAAUAUCUAAGACUAGACUUAUUUCCUGCAGGAACAAACAGAAUUAAUUAAAGUAUUUCAAAGCCUAUUAAUUCUACUUACUAUAUCUAAGAGACAAUGGAAAUGAUAGUUAUAACACCUAAUUUCUUAUAUAUAAUGAAUUAAACUCUCUAUAUUUAUAACGUAGCUGUAUAAACUCCUUCUGCUAUUUCAUAUGAACCUUAAAGCAAGAAUCUUAUUAUAUUUUAAGCAAAUUAAAAAGCAACUUAUAUGACAAGGAGCUUAACAACUUACACAGCUUAAAGAUCUUUCACCUUUUCUAGUGUUAUAUCUAGAUAAGCAGUUAGUGCUAAUUCCCCAGAAAUGUAUUUUUUUUAUUAAAAUACUAUGAACAAAUAGCUUCAAAAUUAGAUAUACGCUCUUGGUCCUAACUUAGAUAUACAAAUGGUUGUAUCUUUUUAAAAUAAGAUAACUAGCUUAACUGCAAUUCAAUAAUCAUAAAAAAUAUAUAUUGGAUUUUAAAAUGGCGAUAUUUAAUCUGGAUACUUUAAUAACAACUACUUAUAAAACUAAAUUACUGUUGCUUCACCUUAGUUCUAAUAUGUUUAAGAAUUAAAUAGAGUAUACUAUUUUGAUAAAGAUAUAAAAUAUUUAUAAUUAUCUUCUAACACAGCUAUUACAGUUACUUCUGGAUAGUAAUAAUAACUAAAUGGAUUAAUUAUUGAUUAGGCAUUCUAAAAUGUUAUUGGAUUUACAAAUAGUAAUAUGUACUACAACUUUUUCAUCUUUGAUUUAAAUAAAAAUACUUUAAAAUAUAAUAUAACUGGAGGAAAUAAGCAAGGUACAACUUCAGCAUAUUUGGAUACAAGUAAUGGAUAUUUAAUAAGCUAUUACAAUGGAACAAAUUAGUUUUUUGUAUGGAAAUACCCUAAUAUUACUUACUUGUACUCAUGCCAAGACCAUAUAAAUAUUUACAAUGAUAUUGUGUCAGGUAGUGACUAGCCAAGCUCAAUUGUAUAUAACGUUGGUUAUAUAUUCUUAAUUCCUUAAUAAUAUAUGAUAUUGUCAACAAAUAACUAUGGAGGUAUUGAUAGAUAUUUUUACAAUACAAAUACUUCAAAUUAUAUCUAAUUGAACCCAUUUUCAAAGGUAUUUUUUGAUAACUAACAAUUAAUGCUUUAUGUUAGCUACUCUUCUUAAAUUUCUUAUUGCACUGUAAUAGUUUAUGACACAAACUAGCUUUAGCAACAAUACAUAAAUGGUAAUUCAUUUCUCAAAGAUAUAUAAGGAGUUAUAUUUUAAGGAAGCAAAUCAUAUAUUUAUGACUAAACAAAUUUAAAUGUAAUUGACAGGGUUAGCUUUAAGCUAUUAUUAACUAUUUCUUCAAAUAAUCCUUCAUUUUAAAGUGUAAUUAUCUCUGAUCAGCUAAAUUAUGUAUUUGUAUGGAAUAAUUAACAAGUUAGCAAAAAUUCAAAUAUAGCUAUAUUUAGCUUAGUUGAUGGAACUUAAGUUUUUACAAUUUCUAGUUAUUAGCAAAUCGAUUCAGGUAAUAUUGACACAGUUGUUCUUGAUGAAGAUUCUUAGCAACUUUUUAUUACUAAAGACUCUUAUUUCUUUAUGUUUUCGUUCGAUUUACAAUCAUUUAAAUACUCUGGAUACUAUUUAAUUGGUUAUGACACUGCUAUUACUUAGAUGUAAUUUCUUCCAAUUCAAAACAUGAUUGUUUUAUUAGAUGCUAGUAAAAUCAGUUUUAUAAGAUGCGAGACUUCUAUUAACACGAAGAAUAACUUCAGAUCAAUUUAUUUAACUAUGAAUGACGAUUAUUUUUAAAAUUAAAUUACUAAUAAGUCUUAUAUUUUAGACAAAUAGAAUACAGCUUGGUCUUAUGAUUACCAAAAUUUAUAACAAUCUUAUUUAUUCCAACUUGAUUAAAUCAGAUUAUCUACUUAGUGGGGUAAUAAUAUAUAUGUCAUUCUUAAUAAUACUUUGAUUUAAUAUGAUUUAAAUAUGAAUUAUAUAAACAACUACUCAGGCAGGUUUAAGAAUAUUUGGUUCGAUAAUAAUUAUAUAUUUUUAGAAUAAGUUACAUAAAGCAUAAUCCUUUUAAAUUAAACCAAUUUAUAGAUAAAUUAAUAUUUUACAACUAAACUCAGCUCUUAUAUUCAAAAUCUGUUGAUUAUCUAAAAUUUCACAGAAGUAAUUAUUCUUCUUUAGAACAAUAUUAUUUGGCACAUUAAUUACCUUACUGGUUCAGUAAUCAAUAAUUAUUAAGCUCCAAGUACUAUAAAUGCUUUGUAAUUUGAUUUUAAUGCGAUGACUCUGAUGUACAUAAAGCCUACUUCUGUAUAGUUUUUUACUAAUUUUACCUCAAACAGAGUAAAAUAUUAUAAUUUAUUUUCAUAACCAUACAACUCAACCCUUUCAAAUAACAUUACUAAUGUGAUUUUUGACUAUCAAAGCAAUCAAAUGAUAGUUAUAUAUAAGAAUUUAGCUUACCUUUAGGUACUUUAGUAUUAGUAUAAUUCAACAACAAACUUGACUUUAAAUAAUAUUGUAUUAAUUAGUCAAAUUCCUCUUCCACUAAGGACACCUGACCUUUAAGUGUAUUUAAAUGGAAAUUAAUUAUAAAUUGUUAGCCCAUGGUAAGCUGUUUUUUUAUAAAGGAAAUCUCUUAUUCCUAUAUCUUAUUUAAGAGAUAAUAGAUAUCUUAAAAGUAUUACUGGUUAUAUACCUUCAGACAGUUAACCUUAAUAUGGUUUAGUGACUUCAGAUUAGUUUUUAUAUUUAAUUGUGCUUAAUCCUUCAACUAAAAAGCGAAAUAUUUUAUAUAGCUUUUAAAUGACAUAUCCAAGGAUUAUAAUAUUCAAAAUAUAGAAUUAAGGAUAGGUUUUAUAAUUUAAUAUAGUUGGUGCAAGUAAUGGCGUAUUUUUUAGCUAUAAUUUUCUUUUACCUUCUAACUUAUAUUCAAUUUCUGCUAAUUCAAUACAAAUCUAGUCACAGUGCUUUGAAAAUUUAGGAUAAAUAAAGUAUAGCUAUAGCCUAUAAAACUAACUUACAACACUCUAAAAUUCCCUAAACUAAUUGUAGAUACAGCUGUAGUAAUCUUUGAUAUAUGUUAAUCCUACUGAGUCUUUUUAUGAGAAUACAUUUUUUUAAAAUCCAAACAAUAAGAUAGUCUAUUUAAAUUAAGAUGCAUAGAAUAACCAUAUAAUUCAAAUAAAAAAGGAUAGUUUUUAGUAAAAUUACUUGUAAAAUUUACAAAUAUCAAACAUGAUAUUUGAUAUCUCUAAUGCAAAUAAUGUAGGAUUCAACUAAAAUACAGUACGAAUAACUUUUUAAAACAUAACAAUUUCUAGCAAUGGUGAUGGAUUUUCUUUCGAUUUAUAUAACUUAUAGUAUUUGGUAAUAGAAAAUUUUUAAAUUAAUGACAUUUAACUGCAGAACAAUUCCAAGCUAUUUUCAAUAUCAAAUUGCUCUUAGGUUUAUUUCAACAACUUCACUAUAAGUAAUGUAGUGCUAAAAAAUUAGUCGAGCCUAUUUGAAUUCAUUAACUCAAACAAUAUAUUUAUUAAUAAUCUUACUAUUAAUAAUCUAGUUAUAGACUCUAAUUCAAAUACUAGCAAUGUUUUCCAUCUAUUUAACUUAAAAUAUAUUUAAAUUCAGAAUUGCAAUUUCUUUAACAUUUCUUCAUAAAACUAAUAAUUUUAGACUAACUUUCUUUUCUCAGAAGCAACCAAAUAACUGAAUUUACAGUAAAUUAAUUACUUAAACAUUGAAAGAAUUCCUUUUAUCUCAUUUGUAGAUAGCUAUAAAUAAGAUUAAUACUUAUACUAAAUAACACAUAAUUUUUUAUCAAUGAGUAAUAUAAACGCAACCUAAAUUUAAAAUUUAAAUUCAUCAUUAAUCAAUUUUGUUGGAAAUAGUUUUAUAGUAAAAAAUUCUUACUUUAAUAAUAUAAAUUGUAAUUCAUGCUUAGGGGGUGCAAUCUAUACCAAAAAUGCAGUUUAGUUUAAACUAAGCAAUUCAUCAUUAUAUAAAAUAAAUGCGUUCAUUGGAGGAGCAAUUUACAUUACCGAUUCUAAUUAUAAUGAAAUAGUUUUUGAAAACUGUAAUUUUAUAAGUAACUCUGCUAUAGCAAGCGGUGGAGCAAUCUAUUUAUAAAAAAGUGAUCUUAAAUUGCAUAAUUCAACUUUUAUAUAAAACCAAGCACUAGUUGGAGGUGCUAUUAGAUAUACAGAUAUUGAACCACUAUUUGCCUAUAAUUAAAUAUUAAAGCUAACUGAUGAUAAUAAUACUUUUGUAAAUAAUACUGGUACUAUACACACAAAUAAUUUUGGCUCCUACACACACUCUAUAUAAAUUUCAUCUGAAAAUUCAGCUAUGUCUUUAAUAGCUUCUAGAAGAUAGCUAUAACAUACAGAUACACAAUCUAUAUCUAAUGAUUUCUUAAUAAAUGAGUAUAAAAUAACAGAAUUUUAAAGUGGUGGAUCUGUUAAUUUUACCUUUAGAAUUUUAGAUUUAGAAGGAAAUCCAGUUAAUUUUAACUUAGAUAAAUAUAACAAUAAUGAAUACCCAGAUAUUAUUAAUUAAGAGAUAUCUAGCUAUGUAAUUAAUGCAAAUACAUUUUCUGAGGAAGUAAAGUUGUUCGGGCAGCAAUCAACUAACUAUCAACAAUUUAAUUAAACAACAAAUUCCUUUCUGAUAAGUGAUUUAAGUAUUUAUUCUCUACCUUAGACUGAGAAUUUAAUCUAUAUAUAAGUGCCUUCUAUCCAAAGAUUAGUUAAUUCUAAUUUAACAAAUAGGAGUUUUAGUCAAGGUCCUUUUUAUUCGAGAUUAGUAUUUUAAUUUAGAAAAUGUGUUGCAGGAGAAAUCUAUUAAGAAUCCAACAAAUUAUAUAUUUGCUCUGAGUGUAAAGACGGCUUUUAUUCAUUAGUUGAACCAAAACAAACAAAAUCUACCAUAUAAAAUUGUUAAAGAUGCCCAGAUGGAGCUUCUGAUUGCUAUAGAAACACAAUUAAGCUUAAAGAAGGAUAUUGGAGGAGUAGUAACAAUACAGAUUCUAUUGUUUAUUGCUCUAAUUAGCCAUCGAAUUGUAAUGGAGACGAAUCUAAAGGCUAUUGUAAAGAAGGAAACUUUGGACCUCUUUGUGAAAUGUGUGACAAUAAUGGAGUUCGUUGGGGUAGUCCAUAUAUGAGUAAUGGUAAAUAUGGUUGUGUCAAAUGCUCUACUUUAAUGAAUAAUUCUUCAUAUAUUUUACCAUCUGCUAUUGCAGGAAUAAUAAUGUUAAUUUACCUAAUUUUUAGUAUAAAAAUUGCAAUAAAUAUAAGUGAAAAUAUUGUAAUUGGAUUCUAUUUAAGGUGUUUAAAGCUCUUACCUAUUAGUAAAUCUGCUUAUCUCGAUACAACAAACAUGAAUAUAAAAUCUAUGAUGAACUACAUGCAGCUAGCUAAGCUUGUUAAUACCUUCUAAGUUUAGCUACCUUCUUGGUUACAAAUUUUACCUUAGUAUUUAGGUUCCCCUGUUGAUAAUUUUUUGUACACAUUUGACUGUUACCUAAAUAAAAUUGCUAGCAGUAAAAUUCCUCUGAUAUAUUUACGUACGGUAUGGACACUUGUUAUGCCAUUUUUAUAUAUCAUAGGAAUGAGUAUACUCUAUUUUAUAUUUGUAAAACUGAAAUGGGCUAAAUUUCAUAAGAAUCAUUUAAUUAGUGGUCUUGUGUUUUUGAUAUAUUUUUUGUAAUCAAAUAUGGUUUCUAAUUUGUUGAGUGUGAUGGCUUGCAGAGAAAUUGAUAAUUAAAAAUAUAUUCUAGCAGAUAUAACCUAUUCUUGCUAUACUAAAACUCAUAUUUAAUAUAUUUUUACCAUAUGCAUUCCUGGUUUAUUACUUUGGGCUGUAAUUUUGCCUGUUUUGAUUAUAAAAAAACUAUCAAAGAAUAAAAAUAACCUCGAAAACUCUAACAUAAGAAUACCAUAUGGCUUUCUUUAUCAAGAUUAUAAAUAAUAAUAUUACUAUUGGGAGUUUGUGAGAAGCUACUUAAAAAUUAUAAUCAUAGUUAUCAUGAACUUUUAUGGAGAUCCUUACAAUAAUAAGCUUGUAAUAGCUGCAGUUUUAUUCUUACUAUAUUUAGUGUUACUUCAAAAAGCAAAGCCCUAUAAUAUGAUUUACUAUCAAUAAGUAGAUAAAAGGAGCAUGGUUGUGUUAAUAAUUAUUAUUCUAAUGAAUAUUUUUUUAUAUAACAAACCAGACAUAAUUCAACAGCAACUCUUUUAUAUAAUAGUACUAGGAAUAGAUAAUUUAUAUUAAGCCUAUUUAGUAUUUGAAGUAGUUAAAAAUAAGCUUAUAAUAAUUUAUAAAUAUUAAAUAAGAAGCUUAAAACUUUAACUUUUAGAAUAUUUUCCUAUGCUAAAAAAAUAUAUCAAAAUAGACACAAAAAGUACUUUAGGGGUUUUCUACUAUUGGAGAUAGAUAAGAAAAGAAAUAAUAGAAAUGAAGAAAAAGAAAGUUGAGCAGGAGGUUAUUAUUUAAUAACACAUAACUUCUGUAAUGUGUUAGUAAUCAAAUAGUGGAAGAAUAUAAUUAGAAAAUCAUUAAAGUCCUCAUAGCAUGUUUAGUCAAUAAGACAUAUAUUCUUAAAGAAACAUUGGUUCUUUUCUCUUGUAAGACAAAGAGAAUGAUUGGCUUCAAAGCAACAUAAAUUCUAACUCUAAUUUGUAAAAUCAUGUGAAUAUUAGCUCAGCUAAAAAUAAUAAUACUUAAUAAAUUUAAAAGUCUGCUUUUUCAAAUAUUUAAGAAAAUAAUAUUAAUAGUAAAAAUGUAUAAGAUGAUAUACAAGAUAUGUAGAUUAUUUAAAGAAAAAAAUCAUUAAAAUCUUAAAAAGAGUCAUUUUAAAUUGUAAGUAUAAUAUAUAAGAACCUUAGAAGAGUCCUUAUUGAUUGUGAUCAAAUAAAUAUUAACAUUCUUUCAUCAUAAGAGUUAAAUAAGUAAUAAUAAAUAAAUGAAUAUGAACCUCAUGAAUCAAUAGAAGAUAAUGUUCAAAAAAAUAUAAUAUAAUAAUAAGAUUCUUAAUAGUUAAGUUGUUAAGUGCAAGAUUAAAUUUCUAUAUAAAUAUAACAAUCUAAAGAAAUUAAUUAUAAAAUCCCAGAUUUAGAUAGCCAUGCAAAGUAAUAAAGUAAGUAAUCAACUGACAGCUAAGGUAUAGAUAGCUCAUAAGAAUAAAAAUAGAAUAGCUAAAUUAAAUAAUAUGAAGAUAUAUGA
Molecule: messenger RNA, 9000 nt
Organism: Tetrahymena thermophila SB210
Lineage: Eukaryota; Ciliophora; Oligohymenophorea; Hymenostomatida; Tetrahymenidae
Product: transmembrane protein, putative
Exons: 15
Source: RefSeq, a predicted model, not a curated record